AUGUCCUCCCAGUACUCUACGUCACCUGCUGCCCUGCCCCUUCCUCGGGUGCCAGGUCCUAAGCUUGGCCCUUUCACCCCCGAUGCGCAUGCCGAGAUCAAGUUUAUGGAAGCGCUGGGUAGCUCGGACGACCUAGACAGUGAGGUCUGGAAAGUAGAGAUCAACGGGACAGUCUACGCCCUCAAGAUGUUCGACUUUUGCAGCCCGGGAUAUUUGAAGAACGCGAUAGCCAGGGAACUCGCCCAGCCUCUGUCCUCGCCGCAGGCAUAUGAGGACUACCACGACCCCUUCAACUGUGAGUGUCGCGCCUACGGCAGGCUCGCACAGGAAAAUCGGCUGGAUCUCGCAGUCCCGGCUCACGGAUACCUCCUCCUCACACCGCAGCAGGAGGGGCAAGUCACUGCGAUGAUCACGGGAGACCUGGAGCAUGAGCCAGACGACGAAGAACCCUUGGGUACACUGAACGGAGAAAAGACCUGGGGCCGAUGGGAAGAACAACGGGGACAGCCCAUCCGCGCGAUCGUCAAGGAGCUCGUGGAGGAUGAUGACUUCGAAGAGGCGUUCAAAACAGGCCGGAUCUCCGCGUCAACCAUGUGGCGGGACCUAGAGGACCUGCAUGCCCUCGGGAUCCUGGUCCGGGACAUCCACAUGGGCAACUACAUCGGCGGUAGGCUGGUUGACUUAAGCCGGGCAUGGACCAUGUAUCACCCGGGCCUGGACCGGAUACGCCGCCGCGAUCUGGCACGCUUGAGAAGGCUCGACACGCACGGCCUGUUGGUAAUGCUGCAGGACUGGUGGAUGGAGACUCUGGUUGUGGACGAGCUGGAAAUUCCAGAGAGCCUCGAGCGGUGUGAAGCUGGCGAGAACGACCACGGGACGGAUCCACGGGGGUAUAACUGGCUCCGGUGGGAGGAGGAUGGCGAGGCGGCGACGGCGUAUGUUGAGUUGGAACUUUUUACUAGGGAACCUGAGUGA
Diaporthe citri is the source of this 975-nucleotide messenger RNA. RefSeq lists its product as uncharacterized. Bases 1 to 975 code for a protein of 324 amino acids. The transcript has 2 exons. The record is from RefSeq and is a predicted model, not a curated record. Lineage: Eukaryota; Fungi; Ascomycota; Sordariomycetes; Diaporthales; Diaporthaceae.